CAAGUUAGUGUUUUUUGAUUUAAGGACGUGGUCCCUUUAAGAGCAUUGUCAUGGUUCCUGAAGACGUUUAGUCCCGCCUCCUGUCCUCUUUCACGUCCUCGGUUACACUGUAAAAGCAGCUGUGAGUUUAGCAGAGACAUUAUUGGACAGAUUUUAUCUGAACAGUAAAGAUGAGUGGAAGAGGAAAAGGCGGCAAAGGUCUCGGUAAGGGAGGCGCCAAGCGUCAUCGCAAAGUUCUCCGUGAUAACAUCCAGGGUAUCACUAAACCCGCCAUCCGCCGUCUGGCUCGCCGUGGUGGAGUCAAGCGUAUCUCCGGCCUGAUCUACGAGGAGACCCGCGGUGUGUUGAAGGUUUUCCUGGAGAACGUCAUCCGUGAUGCCGUCACCUACACCGAGCACGCCAAGAGAAAGACCGUGACUGCCAUGGAUGUGGUCUAUGCUCUCAAGAGGCAGGGACGCACUCUCUACGGCUUCGGAGGUUAAACUACAAACUACUUCAUCCAGCAAACAAUACAAAGGUCCUUUUAAGGGCCACCCAUCUCCAUAUAAAGACAUGCAUUCCUAAUUUUUUUUUAUUUAUAUAUAUAUAUCCCUUGUUACAUAAAAUGUAUAAGUGCAUCUCAAACACACAAUGGGUUGUACAUCUCAAGGGCAAAAUGUUUUAGCCCAUCACAAUGCAUGUGGUGUAUGAGUUAACUCUCAUUUUCAAAUAUAUUUAUAUAUGGCCUGAUGGUAUUGAGGUUAACUACAUAUACUGUAAUAGAAAGUUUGGUUCUAUGUCCUUUUAUUUAAAUAUGGAUACAAAAACUAAAAGCUGUAUUCUUAAAAUGUAGUUAUUCAGGUAAAGGAUUAUCAUCCUUUGUUUCAAAUUAAAUGAUCAGUUUUAUU
Mugil cephalus (flathead mullet) is the source of this 887-nucleotide messenger RNA. Its product is annotated as histone H4. The coding region runs from base 171 to 482 and encodes 103 amino acids. Gene Ontology annotation, molecular function: structural constituent of chromatin; protein heterodimerization activity; DNA binding. The record is from RefSeq and is a predicted model, not a curated record. Gene Ontology annotation, cellular component: nucleosome. The transcript has a single exon. Gene Ontology annotation, biological process: nucleosome assembly. NCBI's taxonomy places the organism in Eukaryota, Metazoa, Chordata, Actinopteri, Mugiliformes, Mugilidae.